AUGUUCAACAAGUGCCUACAAGGUUGUCGAGCGAAGUUACAGAUACAUCAGCUGCGCUUCAAAACUGUGAAGUUCAAAGCUAAGGUAGCGAAAACUCAUGCUCUUAAAACACCAUCCAUGGUCGCACUAGAUCACUGUGACUUCUACUAUGGUCCUAUGUUUGGCAAACGCUGGCCAAGUAUUCGCCUCGGCCUGCUCACCACCAGUAAAUAUGUGGCUGUUAUGAAUACUUUUUCAGACGACAGCGAUAUUUACGAAGAUCUCUUGGACGAUUCAAACACAAUAGAUCUUUUGGCGAGAAUUCGUGGAAAAACUGCGUCUGAGCGCAUUGAGGAGAAGAAACAACGGGUGGACAGUCUUGCUAGGGAAGAAACAGAGCGUGUGCUCAAAGACAUGAUCUGGACGUUCUCGAAGCCUCCUUCUCAAACAUGUCGAGAUUGA
Molecule: messenger RNA, 441 nt
Organism: Ostertagia ostertagi
Lineage: Eukaryota; Metazoa; Nematoda; Chromadorea; Rhabditida; Trichostrongylidae
Source: the annotation of a GenBank genome assembly